AUGGGCUCCUCUCGGGCAUCCCGGAUGGGGCGUGUGGGAGGGCAAGGAAUCGUGGCACUGCUGUUGGCUGGGCUCCUCCUGCCAGGGACCUUGUCGAAGAGCAUCGGGACCUUCUCAGACCCCUGCAAGGAUCCCUCUCGUAUCACCUCGCCCAAUGACCCCUGCUUCCGUGGGGGCUCCAGUAACAUCAACGGGCACAGCAGCUCCAGCAGUUCCAGCUCUGGCGGUGGCUCCGGAGGCAGCUCGGGAGGUGGCUACGGCGGCAGCUCCGGCGGUGGCUACGGGGGAAGCUCCGGAGGUGGCUCCAGUGGCGGCUCCAGUGGCAUUUACAACGGUGGCUCUAGCGGAGGCUUCGGUGGCAUUUACGGCGUUGGCGGCGGCUCCGGUGUCGGCUCCCACGCCUCCAGUGCCGCUCAGGGUGGUUCUUCGGGAUCUUCAGUAUUUAAGCCAGGAACAGGGUAUUCCCAAGGCAGCUACUCUGGACCUGGCUCUGGUCUACUAGGCGCCUCCAGCUCCUCCCACUCGGAGAGCGGCUCCUCCCACUCGGGGAGCAGCAGCUACCAUUCCGGGAGCAGCAGCUACCCCUCGGGGAGCGGCUCCUCCCACUCGGGGUCUGGCUCAGCCCUGCCAGUCAACGAUGGCUCUUCCCACUUUGUGAUAAGCUCUUCCCAGUCUGGAGGAAGCUCCAGCUCCGGUUCCCAAGCCUCCUGGAAGUCCGGCAGCAGUGGCGGGAAGGUCAACUCCAACUCGCGCCCCUGUAGUUCAGAUAUCCCUGACUCUCCCUGCAGUGGGGGGCCCAUCGUCUCUCACUCCGGCUCCUACAUCUCCAGCUCCCACUCCGUGUCAGGGGGUCAAAGGCCAGUGGUGGUGGUGGUGGAACAGCACGGCUCCGGGGGACCUGGGGGGGCUCCAGGGGGCCCCUGCAGUACUGGUGGCCUUUCAGGCAAGCCCUGCCCUCCCAUCACCUCUGUCGAGCAGUCCUACGGCGGCUAUGAGGUGGUGGGCGGCUCCUCCAACAGUUACCUGGCCCCGGGCAUGACCUACAGUAAGGGCAAAAUCUACCCCGUGGGCUACUUCACCAAAGAAAACCCUGUCAGAGGCUCUCCUGGAGUCCCCUCCUUUGCAGCUGGACCCCCCAUCUCUGAGGGCAAAUAUUUCUCCAGCAAUCCCAUCAUCCCUAGCUCUUCCGGUUCCAAGUAUCCAUCAGGAACAUCCUCGGUCAUUGUGUUCCAACCAGUGGGCUCUGGGGGCGUCCAGCCCUGCCGAAUUGGCUCCAUGAGUUCUAAGGGGCCCUGCUCACCCUUCAGUUCCGGAGUCCACAGCGGUUCUAGCAGCUCCAGCAGCUCCAGUUCAUCCUAUCACCCCUGUGGUGGUGUUUCCCAGGGGCCCUGCUCCUCAACAGGCACGGGCUCCUUCAGCGGCAGCUCCAGCUCUCAGUCAGGCGGCAGGAUUAUCCUUCAGCCCUGUGGCAGCAGGUCCAGCUCUUCUGGUCAACCUUGCAUUUCCGUCUCCUCCUCAACAUUGAGUGGGGGUCCUGAUGGCUCUCCCCAACCAGAUCCCUCAGCCGGUGCCAAGCCCUGCGGUUCUGGCAGCUCUUCCAAGAUGCCUUGCCGCUCCAUCCGGGACAUAUUGGCCCAAGUGAAGCCUCUGGGGCCCCAGCUAGCUGACCCUGAAGUCUUCCAACCCCAGGGAGAGUCGCCAGGCAGUGCAUAAGCCAGCUUUUCAUAUACACACGUGCAGUCAUGUGCACUCACACACACAGUCCCCCAUUGGGAGAAGCCCAGGGGUCCACUCACGGGGUUAGCUCAGUUUUCUGCCUCACUCGCAAGAGAACUGCUGUGCUUUCUCCAUGUCAAAUAAGGCAGCCUCUCCUUAGCAGCUCUGUUUCCUUCUUUUCCCACAUGGUGGGCGCCCUUAUCAUCCUCUCCUACUUUUUUGAGUCCCAUUCUACAUCAGUGCUCUCCCUGACAGAAUAUGCUCACUGUUUCUUUGAAAUGGUAGCUACCCUUUCAGAAGUUUAAUGGGAAUCCGUCAGAAUGUCCCAGAAUAGUUCUGAUGCCUGGACAAGACAUUUCCCUUCUCCCAGUUGCCAGAUAAAGCACAAUGCAAAACAUUUUCUGAAAGCAAUAACCACUUUUUACUGGCCUGUCCUGGGCAUCUGGUCAGGCCAUGUGACAAGCUACUGGGUUCUCACACGCCUCACGCCACACCCACCAGCCUCCUGGGAGAGCUUGCCACACCCUCGUGCUUCCCCACACACCUCCUCAGAAAGUCUCCACCUCAGCUCACCUUUCUGGCUGCCACUUCCCUCAAGACCAGCUAUUUCUCUGGGUGAGGGAGAUGCUGGGUGUCUGGGGAGGUUGGAGCAGGAUCCCUGCUUUCUCUGGAUCCUGGACAGGUGUCUCAAUAAACUGUGUAA
Molecule: messenger RNA, 2419 nt
Organism: Condylura cristata (star-nosed mole)
Lineage: Eukaryota; Metazoa; Chordata; Mammalia; Eulipotyphla; Talpidae
Gene: CDSN
Product: corneodesmosin
Exons: 2
Coding region: 1-1713 (570 amino acids)
Biological process (GO): cell-cell adhesion; skin morphogenesis
Molecular function (GO): protein homodimerization activity
Source: RefSeq, a predicted model, not a curated record